Molecule: messenger RNA, 1806 nt
Organism: Temnothorax curvispinosus
Lineage: Eukaryota; Metazoa; Arthropoda; Insecta; Hymenoptera; Formicidae
Product: aminopeptidase N-like
Exons: 8
Coding region: 179-1789 (536 amino acids)
Biological process (GO): peptide catabolic process; proteolysis
Cellular component (GO): cytoplasm
Molecular function (GO): zinc ion binding; peptide binding; metalloaminopeptidase activity
Source: RefSeq, a predicted model, not a curated record
UUUACCUUAAACAUUUAUAAUAUGUAAACAUUAAUUAUAUAGCACACUUUUACAAAGGAAAAGGAACAAUAUAUAACUGUGUUAUAAAAUAAUUUUUAGCGAACAUGAAUUUGCAUACGAUGAAAAGAAAGAUUCGUUGCAUCGUAAACUAGCAGUAGCGGUGACAGCAGCACAUGAAAUGGCGCAUCAAUGGUUUGGUAAUGUAGUCAGUCCGUUUUGGUGGUCUUACGUGUGGCUAAACGAAGGCUUAGCGUCAUUCUUCGAAGAAUAUGUCCUCAACGAGAUUUUCAAAGAAUGGCGAAUAAUGGACGUCUUUGUUAUCAAGACUCAGCAAUCAGCUCUUCAUAAUGACAUUGCUAAGCAUAUGAAACCUAUUACAUUCGAAGUCAACAAUCGCAAAGAAAUUCAGUCACUCUUCUCUUAUUCCAGUUACGGCAAAGCACCCGCUAUACUGCGCAUGUUACAGCAUACUCUUACCCCUGAGGUAUUUCGGAACGGUAUUAUUAAAUAUUUACGCAAACAUCAAUUUAGUUCGGCGACUUCCGACGACUUAUGGAACGCCUUCCAAGUAGCCCUUGAUGAAUCAGAUGUUCCACACAAUGCCUAUAAAUUAAAAAAUGUAAUGGAUAUCUGGUUAAAACAAAGUCAUUAUCCUGUGGUACACGUGACUCGAAAUUACGUUACCGGUAAAAUGAUACUAACGCAAGAACAUUUUCCAAAGACCGAAAAUGAGCAGUAUAUCGAUAGCGAUAAAUGGUGGAUACCUGUGACUUUUGCUACUCCGCAAACGAAUUCCGACUUCUCCUCUACUCUGCCCACUCAUUGGCUAAGACCACAAGAUAAAAAUAUAAGCAUUGAUGAAAUCGAUCCAAAUGACUGGGUCAUAGUCAACGUACAACAAAUGGGAUACUAUCGUGUUAAUUACGAUGAUUCAAAUUGGCGAAAAAUUGCAAACUAUCUCAAUUCUGACAAUUAUACAAAAAUACACGUGCUUAAUCGAGCCCAAAUCAUUGAUGACGCCUAUCAUCUUGUGAUGGCACGUCAACUCGAUAUAGAGAUAUUUCUGGACCUCGCGAAUUACUUGUCUCGGGAAACAGAUUUUAUAGCGUUAUAUCCUAUGUUUAAUAUAUUAGACUUUACGGUAGAAUUUUACAAAUUUCCAGAAACUAAUUAUUUCAAGCAAUAUGUACUGCGUAUUUUGGAUGAAAUUAUUAAAAACGUAGGAUACGAAGAAGAUCCGGCCGAAGAUAAUCUUACAAAGCUGAAAAGAUCCAACACUCUAAAAUGGGCAUGUAAUUUCGGUCACUGCGAGUGCAUGAGAAUGGCCACCGUUAAAUUAGAUGAAUUUCUUUCAAAUCCCGAAACACAUAGAAUUCCCUCAGACUUAAAAGAAUGGAUAUAUUGUAAUGGUAUAAUGAAAGCCAACGCGUCUACGUGGAACAAAUUAAUGGAUAUAUAUUUCAUUAAACAAGACAAUGAUAUACUUGAAUACUUGGCUUGUUCUGAAAAUCCUGAUAUUUUGGUUAAUUUUAUAAAUACAAGUGCCUCGAAUGACAUCAUAAUACAAAACAAUGGUUACUAUGUCAUUAUUCCAAGUAUUAUUCAAAAACAUUCAGACAACGACGCAAUAUUGGAUUAUAUGUUAGCAAAUUUAGAUGAAAUAACAUAUAAUUAUACAAGGAUGCGCAAUAAUGAGAAAAUAUUAAUUGGUAUUAUCUAUAGCGUGCAUUCUCGUGAACGACUUGACAAGGUAAAUUAUCUUAGAUGUCAUAUAUUUAUUUAUAAUUAAAUUUACUUACUUCUAUU